Messenger RNA from Ricinus communis (castor bean), 2663 nucleotides. RefSeq names its product phosphate transporter PHO1 homolog 3. Bases 137 to 2521 code for a protein of 794 amino acids. Gene Ontology annotation, molecular function: inositol hexakisphosphate binding. The record is from RefSeq and is a predicted model, not a curated record. Gene Ontology annotation, biological process: phosphate ion transport; cellular response to phosphate starvation. Lineage: Eukaryota; Viridiplantae; Streptophyta; Magnoliopsida; Malpighiales; Euphorbiaceae. The transcript has 11 exons. Gene Ontology annotation, cellular component: plasma membrane; trans-Golgi network; Golgi apparatus.
GUUAUUACUCUCUUGUUUCCUUUUCCCCUUCUUGUUCAAUCUCUGUGAUCACAGAACUGUAUAUCCUAGCUCAGUCUCUUCAAAAGCUAGCAAAAUUAAGCAGAAGAGGAGAAAGAGAAAAAAGAAAAAAAAAAGAAUGAAGUUUGGGAAAGAGUUCAAGGCACAAAUGGUGCCAGAAUGGCAACAAGCAUACAUGGACUACGAUUUUCUUAAAACCCUUUUGAAAGAAAUUCAAAGAUUCAGAAUAAGAAACAAACCACCGCAACCCACCUCAUUGUACAGAGCUUUCAGUGGGUUGAUGCAGAAAAACAACAAUAAUUACAGCACAAGAGUAGCCCCAUAUCCUUCUGACAACAUCGAAAGCGAAGCCAUUUUGGUGAAUUCUGUGAGCCGUGAUGGCUCUCAGAGCUAUGAAACCACUUUCAUUAUGUAUUGUGAUGAAGGAGGAGAGUACGAGCUGGCGUACUUCAGUAAACUUGAUUUUGAGUUUAACAAGGUAGAGAAGUUCUACAAGGCUAAAGUUGACGAGGUUAUGAAGGAAGCUUCUAUGUUGAAUAAGCAAAUGGAUGCCUUGAUUGCCUUUAGGAUCAAAGUUGAGAAUUUUACUGAACUGAGAUUUGAACACAUAAUUGAGAUGGCUCUAGCUAGUACAAACUCAUUAGGGACACCUUCUGUCUCUUUUUCAUUUUCUUUUUCUUGUCUAAAGAAUUACGAUUGCUUUGCAGGAAGAGUUCAUGUUAUAGAUGUGGCUGAAGAAGCGUCAAGCCAGCAUGAAAAAGCAGAUGCAUCUACUCAUAGUAAUAGAGAGGAGGAAGAUGAUGGGAUUAGCCGAAACGUAGUAAUAGAGAAGCAUAUGAACAUUAGAGGCAACCGAGCAGCUUCACUGGAGAUUUUAAACCGUGUGAAGAUUAACAAAAAACUCGAGACACCUAGAUCUACCAUUAAAGGCUUCCUCAAAAUUCCUCAGCGUACGGAAUUGAAAUUCACAAAGGAAAAUCUUAGGAGAGUUGAGAAGCAACUCAAGCGUGCUUUUGUCGAAUUUUACCACAAGCUUCGCCUUCUCAAGAGUUUCAGCUUCUUGAACACAUCAGCAUUUUCCAAAAUCAUGAAGAAGUAUGAUAAGAUUACCACAAGAGAUGCUUCAAAAGCAUACAUGAAAAUGGUAGAUAAGUCCUUUUUAGGAAGUUCUGAUGAGGUAACCAAGCUUAUGGAAAGGGUCGAGGCAACAUUCAUUAAGCAUUUUUCAAACUCCAAUCGCAGUAAGGGGAUGAGUGUAUUAAGACAAAAAGCGAAAAACGAGAAACACAGAACAACAUUCUCAAUGGGUUUUUUAUCUGGCUGCACCGUAUCUCUAGUAAUAGCCCUUGUUUUGAUUAUUCGUGCCCGCAAUAUCAUGAGUGAGCCAGGGAGAGAAGCAUACAUGACAACCAUGUUUCCCCUAUACAGUUUGUUUGGGUUCAUUGUCCUACACAUGCUUAUAUAUGCUGCCAAUAUAUACUUCUGGAGGCGCUAUCGAGUUAAUUAUUCCUUCAUAUUUGGUUUCAAACAAGGAACAGAAUUAGGAUACCGAGAAGUUCUUCUUUUCAGUUUUGGGAUAGCAGUACUAGCACUGAUGUCUGUACUAGCAAAUCUUGACAUGGAGAUGGACCCUGAAACUAAAGAUUACAAGCCAUUUACCGAACUUCUCCCUUUGAACCUGGUUAUCCUUCUACUUGUCCUAUUGCUCUUGCCAUUUAACGUUCUGUAUCGCUCAGCUCGCUUCUUCUUGCUCACAUGUAUCUUUCACUGCAUUGCUGCUCCUCUCUACAAGGUUACACUUCAAGAUUUCUUCUUGGCAGAUCAACUAACUAGCCAGGUUCAAGCCAUCAGAAGUCUGGAGUUCUAUAUCUGCUACUACGCUUGGGGAGACUAUAAGCUUAGAGAAAACACUUGUAAAACAAGUGAUGUUUACAACACCUUCUACUUUAUUGUUGCGGUGAUUCCAUAUUGGGUUCGUCUUCUUCAGUGCCUUCGGCGCCUGUUCGAAGAGAAAGAUAUAAUGCAAGCAAUUAACGGAGGAAAGUAUUUUGUCACAAUAGCAGCAGUUUGCUUGAGGACAGCUUAUAGUCUCAACAAAGGAACUAGUUGGAGAGUAGCAGCAUGGAUUUUCUCAGUCAUAGCAGCACUCUAUGGGACAUAUUGGGAUCUUGUUUUUGAUUGGGGGCUUCUGCAGCGGCAUUCCAAGAAUCGUUGGCUAAGAGACAAACUGCUUGUUCCUCGGAAAAGUGUCUACUUCAUAGCCAUGGUGUUGAAUGUGUUGCUGCGAUUUGCUUGGCUACAAACUGUCUUGAAUUUCAACAUAUCUUCCCUACAUGCGGAAACUUCGAUUGCCAUUGUUGCAAGUCUUGAGAUCAUUCGCCGUGGCAUCUGGAAUUUCUUCAGGUUGGAAAAUGAACACUUGAACAAUGUAGGAAAAUACCGCGCAUUCAAGUCAGUACCACUACCUUUCAACUAUGAUGAGGAUGAUGACAAAGAUGAAUAGACUCUUAACUAACACAAAGAAAUUAAGUGCUACAAAUAUAACCAAAUUCUUUUUAACAGACUUUUAAGGGCAACGGACUUUUUGACAAGUAAAUAUGAGAAGGUUUAAUAUAUUGUAUUUCAAGCAUUGAGGCCCUAGGAGA